AAGUAAUAGGGUAGGUUUUUGAUUAAUGUGCCCUGAAGUGGCAGAAGAUUCCAGGGAUGAACCAUCAAGGCGUGGCCAAUAACAAUUCGUUAAAGGUCUACUGCAUACCUCGUACAGCAAUUAUGACCAAUUAUAUUUCUGGAGUUCCCUCUUCUUCGGUCGCAAUAAAAAUUGCAAAACGUGAGGCUUUGCAUAGCUGGGCUGAGUAGCUCGUAACACCAAACCGGCCACUUACAUCCACGAUUUUCGAUAUCGUAUCGGUCACGAUAGUAGUAUUCAUCCGAAUUUUCGUAGGGCUGAUGUUCUGUGCCGACCAAGGACAUAAGAAGGUUGUAUACCACCAAUCCAUCCAAUGGAUGUCAGCUAGGUUGGAUCGGGGGCCGGAAUGUUUAAGACAUGAGCUUCUAGAUAAGGUGGCUACUCCUCAAGUCGCCAUGGUUCAGCAGCUAUGUCUUCGUCUCAUCCGGUAUUCCUGGAAAGCCUAUUACCAGGAUGCGUUGUCCACCUAACCCACGUGCGAUCAUCCGUUUAUCGUCCUGCUAUAUCGCUCUUCAACUAUUCGUAACCUGUUACGCCAGCUCCCUGUGCAGUAUCGUGAACCAUAGGUCUGCUAUCGUAGGCGAUCGUUUCUUCUUCUCGAGUGGCAAUUAUACCUUCGACGAUGGACAAACUAUGCGUAAUACGUCGUUACUUUAUUGGCUCCGUCUCAACGAGACGAUUGACGUAUCAGGCCCUAUUGAUAUGUCCCAGCUAGGUUCGGUCGAUCUACCAAGUACUAGUCUUGUAAACAACAGGGGUGGCUCUGCCGGGACGUUCUUCUACGAUCAUACAUCCCUGUAUCCGUAUGCCGGGAUGAUCGGACCGGACGCGGAUGGGAUAAAUAAUUCCUUAUGGUCUUUUAAUACGACGGACGAUACGUGGAACCUAGCCCAAGUCCAAGGGGGUAAGAUCUCGUUCGGUACCAACAGCGAGGGCGUAUAUGCUAGCGAUCCAAGCACGGGCACCUCUUUCUAUACCGGCGGCUGGGUGAUGGCUUUCAAUAACACGAAUAACGGCACCGUCAAAUUCCAAUCCUUCAACUCCGCUUCACCCCAGUGGACUUUCGAGACCGCCACCACAGGUAUUCAGGGACCUAAUAUCCUUAAAGGCACUAUGGUGCAUCUGAGAAAGGGUCAAGCAGGUGUGCUUCUCGCUUUCGGGGGAUACCAGACAGCUUACCCAGGUACCAGGACCGCGCAGUGGUACUGGGAUCAACGACCUUUCAGCGAUAUAUUCGUCUACGACAUCUUCUCAAACGUAUGGUAUCUGCAGGAGGCCACCGGCGAUAUCCCCAGCCUCCGUACGGACUUUUGCGCCGGCGUCUCGGUAGCACCGGACGAUUCCAGCUUCCAGGUCACGAUCCAUGGGGGUUGGGACGAAUUUAACGGACGUGCUUACGACGACGUAUAUGUGCUGAGCAUCCCUUCGUUCCGUUGGAUCAAAAUUAGCGACACCCACAACCCAGACUUGCUCGGUCCUGACUCCCCUGGCCGUAACCGGCCCAAGUGCGAUGUGUGGAACGGGACACAGCUCAUAGUAUCAGGGGGGUUUAUUACAGUCAAUACCGGCGCGGAUAACUGGAAAAUACUGAAUAAAAGAUGCAAUAAGACAUACCCGCCGUUUAAGGUCUUAGAUACUUCAUCAUAUACUUGGCGGACGAGCUUCGACCCUAACUUGGAGUAUUCGGUGCCACUCUCGGUAACAACUAUCAUAGGGGGAGACUCUUCCGGAAAUGCGACCCUCAACACACCUUCUACGGGUUGGAGUUCCGAAGACCUAGAAACUAUAUUCAGCAAAACAGUACCUAGAGACACGUAUGAACUGGUCAAAAAGGGACCUAAUGUUUCAGCUUCUACCCCGUCCCCUUCCCCGUCAUCUGAGCCUGGCGAUAUCAAUAAUAGCUUAAGCCAGGGUGCUAUCGCAGGAAUCGCCAUUGCAGUCAUCAUGGGCGUCAUUAUCAUCCUCGUAAGCGUACUGGUAUGGCUGGACAGGAAACACACCCCGAUUCCGAGGAAGAUGGUGGAAACUGCGAAUAUAAUAGCAAUGACGGAUAGUCAAUGGCAGAAGCCGGAGCUCGAGGGUUGUCAUAAUGCACGACACGAGUUGGGUAUCUCAGAACCUCGACCACAUGAGGUACACAGUGAAGGGAUAUCGAGAUGCGAAUUGCCGGGAAGCGCCCCCUCUCUUGCGGAACUACCUUGCGCUUAUCACCCAGGCUAGCCGCCAAUAGCUUCCAACGGCUUGCUUGGGGUUCCCUGGAUAGAAUUCUGAUCUUGCGAGAGCCAUUCUAGAUACUUGGCUACUGGUCCUUCAAUCUUUCAACUGACCAUACCCUUGACAGCUGCUAUGGUAGGGAUAAGAAGCGUCAUAUGAUGCGAUGUUUGGGAUACUAGAGCGACGUGGUGGGCGAAUGCAGCUGAUAGUACACGAUGCUGGU
Annulohypoxylon maeteangense is the source of this 2476-nucleotide messenger RNA. RefSeq lists its product as uncharacterized. The transcript is spliced from 4 exons. Lineage: Eukaryota; Fungi; Ascomycota; Sordariomycetes; Xylariales; Hypoxylaceae. Gene Ontology annotation, molecular function: protein binding. The record is from RefSeq and is a predicted model, not a curated record. The coding region runs from base 493 to 2259 and encodes 588 amino acids.